AUGUCGUCCGAGAGAGCAUGUAUGCUUUGCGGAGUGGUACUGACCACCGCUGAAUUCACAAAAGACGGGUGUCCCAACUGCCAAGGUAUCUUUGAGGAAGCAGGCGUGAGCACCAUGGAAUGCACUUCUCCUUCUUUCGAAGGUCUUGUUGGCAUGUGCAAACCCUCAAAGUCGUGGGUUGCCAAGUGGAUCAGUGUUGAUCCCUAUAUACCAGGACUCUACGCCAUUAAGGUUGAUGGACGCUUGCCCGUCGAAGUCUCUGAUUUGCUACCGCAUUACAAACCUCGAGAUGGGACGCAAGUAGACUAA
This is a messenger RNA of Lachancea dasiensis, 309 nucleotides long. The record is from the annotation of a GenBank genome assembly. NCBI's taxonomy places the organism in Eukaryota, Fungi, Ascomycota, Saccharomycetes, Saccharomycetales, Saccharomycetaceae.